CGAGACUGACAGAAGCGAAACGUAUAAAUUGUUUCUACACGGAUGUAUUUAACUUAAGUACAGUCCAUCUUCGCCGCCCAUUAACGCUCACAUCUUUUUCCUCAAGCAGAACUUGACACAACACCGCUCUACAUGUUUGUCUCUCUGAGUUUGCAGGUUUUAUCGGUUUGUACAGGACUGUUCAUUGCAAAGAAACACUGCAGCUGACUGUACUACAUGUAGUAUUUCAUUCGGUAUUGUUUUUCAUUGCCGAUUGAAGUUUUGAAAAGAGGUUUUAUGUGACACUGAAAGGAAGCAGAGUCUAUGACGAAGUUUCUCUGUUAUUUUUUUUUUUUUUGAAGUAGUUAAUUUUUUUUUUUCUUUAAACCAUGGCAUGUGAAGGAAACAGCAUGUCCGAUGAGCGGAUAGGGACAGCCCUGAUCAAAGAAGUCAUAGAGGAGGAGCUGAAGGACGUAACCUCAGAGGAUGUGCCGCCCCUCACUCGACUGGCUGUGGAAGUAAAGACUGAGCAGGAGCAGAAGAUGGUGACACAGCUGGGCAAAAUGAUCCGCAUCAUUGGCGACAGGGUGCGGGACGACAAGGAGUUCCAAGAUGCAAUAGAUGGGGUGGCACAAGGCUCUUCUGGCUCAAAGUGGGACAGAUUUAAGGAUGUGGCAGACAAAGUGUUUGAACAUGGGAUCACCUGGGAGAGGAUCGCUGUGCUCUUCUAUGUUGCUGGCAAGCUGGCUGUCAAGAUGGUGGAGGCUCAUCUCCCUCAGUCAGUGAGGGAGAUCCUGAUAUGGACUGUGGAUUUUUUCAAAAAUAAUCUCCUGGGCUGGAUUCGGGAGCAUGGAGGAUGGAUCAACAGUUUCUCAGAGCUGGCAGUGGCUUCCAUGGAGAGCAUGUCAUCUAUGAGCUCUCACAGAUGUGGCCUUGUCAUCAUCUUUGUCGCUGGCCUUGCUCUUGGAAGUUUCAUCACCUGGAGACUGACCAGAUGACUCUGAGGCGUGUGCACACACACACACACACCAUAAUGUUUGGGUAUUAUUUGAAAUGAAUAUAAAAUGUUAACCAGAGGGUUUAUUAUUCUGUGCCCAGAUGCUAUCAAGUCCUGAUCACCCGUUGCCAUAAGAUGGUUUAAACAUAUGUUAAGAAUCGUUUGUGAAUUUCUACUUUUCCAUUGUUAUCUAUGCAAAACUUGAAAACUUGAAAGAGACAACACUGUGUCAAAGAUAGUCACAUAUUUUUACUGAAGGCAUAUUGUAUCAUGUUAAAAAGAAAUUCUGCCCUUAGUGUAAUAAUGAAACAGAAAAUCCCAAAAUGAAAAAAUAAAACAAUAACAGGUGCCCAUCUGAACAUGGAAACAGGUGUUAGGAAGUAAUUCCUCCUGUUCAAACUGGCCAUUAAGAAAUCCCUUGCUAAUGUGCUUUGAAUGGAAGUGAUGAGGGGACAAAUAGAUUUUAUUUAAAAUCCCAUUACUUUUGUUCCUUGGAAAAAUGGUGUUGUUAAAAUCGAAGAUUAGUGGUGUAAAUGUGAGUUCCUACUUAGAAUCCCUUUAUUCUGCUGGUUUAGUGUCAGAGAUUUUACAGUUUAUUUAUACAAAUUAGAAUUUUGUUUAUUCAUGACCACUGCCUAAAUUCUGUUUAAACAUAAUGAAAUGAAAUGACAUUGAAGGGUUCCCCCCUCUGAAUUAAGAGUCUCUGCCUUGUUAAUGCCACAUACUUAUGCAUAAAGGGCAUACUAUAUAUCAAGCGAAGGGAUAUUAAAGCUGUGACUCUUAAAUGUGACUUUGAGCAAUUGUUGCCUUUUGCCUCAGUGAGGGAGAAAGGUAACUUUUCACCAAAGAGGGAGACAAAAACUAAAAAAAGCAAGGUACUCCAGGACUGCCAUUUUAAAGUCUUAAUCUUUCAGAUUUGUAUUUUAAAUUAACAAAGAUUGGUAUUUUUCUUUCUGGCAGUUCUUUCAUUGUGCACUGUAGCCUCUCAUAUACAUGGGCUUGAUUCACAUCAUCAGCUAGCUUAAACUGUUUUUACAGACGCAGUACAUCCACAUUGGUAUAUAUGUUACUAAUAAGUAACAGUGAAUGUCUUCUCUACUUUGAGGUGAUUUAGGAACAGCGUCACCAUUACAUACAGUGGCAGGAAAAAGUAAGUAAACCCUUCCGGAAUUUUCUUCCUUAAUGUAUAAAUUUGUCUUGAAAUAUUGUCAGAUCUUCAUCUGAGUUACAAUUAUGACCAAUCACAAUAUAUUUUAACUAAAAACACAAAUCAUUGUAUUUUUCUUGUUCUGGAGUUCGCAAACUUGAAUUCCAAGCAGUGAAAUCAGAUUGGAGAUGUGUUUUACAGCUACUAUGAUUUUUAAAAAACACUCAGAAGCAUCUGCUGCUGUGAACCUUGCCUUUCAAGAAAAAAAUCUCAGAAGAUUUAAGAAUUGUUAAUUUGUAUAAAGCUGGAAAGGAUUACAAAGUAAUCUCAGAGAGUUUAGAUACUCAUCAGUCCACAGUUAGACAUAAAUUGAGAUGAUUCAGUUCUGUAGCUAUUCUCCCUAGAAGAUAGCACCCAGCUAAGAUGACUCCAAAGGCACGAUGCAGAAUGAUCACUAAAGGAAGAAAGAAGCCCAGAGUAACAGCCAAAGGUUUAAAGGAAUUUUUGGACUUGGUUAACAUCUCUGUUCAUGAGUGUACUAUACACAAAUCAUGGUGCGUGGUUGCAUGGAGCAUGGUGUCCAUUGCAGGACACCAUGGAAGAAGCUGCAGCCCUCCAAAAACAUCACUGCGCAUCUGAAGUUUGCCAAAGAGCAGCUUGAGUUGUUUGGAAAGUACAUGUAGCAUUACGUAUGGCUUAAAAAGGGCACUGCAUACCAACAUGAAAACAUCAGCUAUCUGCCAGCUGAAGCUCAGUAGAAGACUGGUGAUACAGCAGGACAACGACCCUAAACAUCAAAUAAAUCUACUACAGAAUGACUUCAAACAAAGAAAAUCUGCCCACACCUUAACCCAAUUGAGAUGCUGUGGAAUGAUCCCAACAGAGCCAUUCACACCAGACAUCCUAAGAAUAUGCCUGAGCUGAAGCAAUUCUGUAGGAAGAAUGGUCCAGAAUUCUUCCUGAGUGUUGAGCAGGUCUGAUCUCCAGCUACCGUUUGAGGUUCGACCACUUAUUAGAUUAAAGGGUUCACUUACUUUUUCCACCAACACUGUAAAUGCUUAAUAGGUGUGUUCAUUAAUGUGUGUUAUGAACUUACAGUAACCACAUUGGGUUUGUCUAUACCUCAGAUCACCUUUUAUGACCAAUUAAUUCAGAAAACCAAGUCAUUCCAAAGGUCUCACAAGCAUUAUUUUGCCACUGUGGUUUAUCCACCAGAAAGCAAUAACAAGUUUAUUUUUGCACAUUUUGCAAAAUAAUUUUGUUAGCCACAUUUAGAGUUACGCUGAAUACAGAAGAAAUAUUAGGAUUUUUUUCUUUUGUUUAGUUUAUUGUUAAUCUGUCACCUAUUAGGUCUCUAUAUCCCAUUACCUCAGUCGUCACAAUUUUUUCCAUGGGAGUCACACUUGCAAUACAAAGUCAAUAGGAAUUUUGAUUUCAAUUAUUUGAAAAUGGCACUCCAAGUUACCUGCAAUUGAAAAUCAAACUGGAAACAGUUGCAUAAUAAACACAACGGGUUGGAUUUGUUGAGGACAAAUAAAAAAAUUAUUCUUAAAAUUUCCUAAAUUUCCUGUGCUCAUCUUUUAUGACUGCUACCUUCCAUUUAUUUAUUUUAUAUUUUAUUUUACCCAUUGCCAAGUCAUCGUUUUAAUGUUUGGCUUUUGCAUGCUGUGACUCUUCUUUUUUCUCACUUGCCAACACUGCCUCGUUUCUCUCCAUCUGGUUUGACACUUUGUUUGGUUACAAAUCGAUCAAUUUUUUUGUUUUUUUUUGUUGAUGCACUACAUGUUUAGCGUAAUUAUUUGUAUUUGUACUUGCUGCCAUGUGAGCUGCUGAUUAAAGCUUGGUGAACCCCAUGAGGCUCACAAGACAUGCAGUGGCUAUCACUGCUUUCGACACUUUGCCAUCGGUUGAUAUUGACAAGAUACAAAAAAUGUAACUUAUACUUUUAGAUAAAAUUUUUAAAAAAAAGAAAAAUUCCUCAUGUUCCAGUUUCCAGUUUUCAACUUCAAUUUGAUAAUAUUCUUAUAGAGAAAAUUAUCAACUAAAUACUAUAAUAUCCUGUGGAACCCCAAGGAUAGUCAUUAAGCUUGUGCCCACAGCUAGAGAUUCAAAGAUGCUUGCAUAGUAAGUAAAUAGGUCUGGGCAGUCUGCUUGGAAGACCAUGACAUUGAUCACGUUUCGUCUAAAUUAGGGUAUAUUUUUGAAAGCUUGGCUUUUGAAUAUUGGAUAAUGGGGAAAGGAGAUUAAGCUGAGUCUACCAAAGGAGGUACCUCUAUUGACUGUCUCCAAAGCUGAAUGAAUAGGUUUCAACUUAGAAAUGUUAUCCUUUUUAAUUAUCACAAUCUGCUUGUAUUCAAGGGAGAGUCCUUAAAGCACACUCUAAUGUCAGAAAUGUGACUUAUAAGAACUUUAAGUGAGGUCUGUGCUCAUGUAAAAAAAAAAAAAGAAUAUCAAUCAGUCCAUCAUUAUGUGAUUUAAAAAAAUAAAUAAAUUAAAAUCUCUCUCAAAAAUGCCUCCAUGUCCACCUCAAUAAAUAGACAUUUGCACAGCACUAAUUCCGUCAGUACAACAACAGUCAAUUCAUACUCAUUACUCUGGUGCUCUCACUCCCUUUUUUAACACAGAUACUCUUUUUCUGCUUUUUGAUUUUCCAAGUUACUAUCAGUGAAACGCAACAGUUACUGCAGAAAUGUUUCAUAUUACAAGCCUUCCAGUGGCUGAAAGGGCACAGGCCUGGUCCUUCUUUGCUUUUAAUUUUAAAGGGGCAAUGUGUAAGAAUUGGCCAACUAUUGAAUUCAUACUCCAAACAAACAGGGGGCAGAAUAUUACGAGAAAUAUGGGAUGUCCACCCCUAUUGUAAGAAACAAGGAAAUGCGCUGUUUGGUUCCUCCUCCCCCCUCCCUUUCUCCUGUGCCAUAGUCAGAAUGGCCAUCGGCCAUACCGGAACAAAUUUUGGUGGGCCGCUGCAUUGGUGUGCCAGUUGAACGUCACAAAAUCCAUAAAGUUUUUACCGGCCUUCUCUAUAUGUCUGUCAUCUGUAUGCGAAUGAGAGAGUGCUGCGUGCGUGUUCAGGGACUUGGCUCACUGGCCAAUCACAACACAGUUUCAACCCUCACCCUCCCGUUAGCUUGAAUAAAUCUAACCUCAGCAUAGGGCAGUUGUUUACAUGUUGCCAAACCUGCAUGGAUUAUGUAACUAUUUUCUUUGGGUACUGUUAGGCUGACAAUGACAAUUUUACACCCAGUCUGCCUGGUCAGAGAAACAGGGAAGAUGUAGUGUUUGCAGGAGUAGAGGAUGAGCCACGAGAGGUCGAGGAACGCAAGGGAGAAAAACAGCAGCUAGAACUGCAGCAUCCAUAGCUGAGCUCGUGGCAAGAGUGGAGGAAUGUUGCAGAGGGAGGAUGGCUACAACACUGGUUUUUUAAUUACUACUUCUUCAUCUUCUCAUGUUGGACUGAGGGUAGAGUGGACGCUACAGUGACUCACUGUCGCCUCUUUAGGUACAAAGGGGUAUUACAAGACAGGGCGGCGCCAGGGCUAGCUGGUUAGUACGGUAUCUUCAGCAGAUAUCUCUGCAACACAAUACAUACACAUCUUUGACAUAACGUCAAAACUGUUAUUUCUUCACAUUCUGUUAAUAAUAAUAAUAAUAAUCAUAGUUAACCUUUACAUUUUUUAAACUGAAAUACUUGCAUAUUGCCCCUGUAAAUAUCUGCAGUAAGUGUUCACUUUUAUUGAUAAUAACUUAAAACCGCUAGAAAAUCAAUGAAAUAAUCAGUUAGUGAAUGAAAACAGUAUUUGCAUCACGGUACUGAGUGAAGCCAUAAUGAAUAUUUUGAAAGGAGACGUGUCUGUUGUGUGUGUCUAUCAAUGUCUGAAGAAGGCUUUUCUGUGUCAGGCUUGUCCAGCAGGAGUCAAGUUGUUUUCCUCAACAUCUCAACGUGACUUAAGAAAUCAAAUCUUGUUUACAUGAUGUUUAAGAAAUGAGAUUACUGCAGUGCAUGUGACUGAACCUGUGACCCUCCUGUGUGAGGGCAGUUUGUCUGUGCACCCUGCUGUCCAAUCUGGGUUUUGUUUCUUCUGUAGCCUAUGUAAUGUGAUGUCAUUGCCAGUUGUAAGCACGUUCGUUACCCAUGUGCCUGUGUAUGAAUUAUGUGAUGUUGCUAAGGUUUAUUGAAGGUGUGUCUUUUGCUGCAAUAUACCUUCAGUGCCCUGGCUUAAUAGCAGAUAGUAAAAGUGUAUUUGAGUUUCAUAAACAACCAGUUUGUUAAAAAAGUAAAAAUAUUAUAAUCACAA
Messenger RNA from Xiphias gladius (swordfish), 6418 nucleotides. RefSeq names its product apoptosis regulator BAX-like. Gene Ontology annotation, molecular function: protein homodimerization activity; protein heterodimerization activity; channel activity. The record is from RefSeq and is a predicted model, not a curated record. Lineage: Eukaryota; Metazoa; Chordata; Actinopteri; Istiophoriformes; Xiphiidae. Gene Ontology annotation, cellular component: mitochondrial outer membrane. Gene Ontology annotation, biological process: release of cytochrome c from mitochondria; intrinsic apoptotic signaling pathway in response to DNA damage; mitochondrial fusion. The coding region runs from base 369 to 977 and encodes 202 amino acids. The transcript is spliced from 6 exons.